Molecule: messenger RNA, 1608 nt
Organism: Rodentolepis nana
Lineage: Eukaryota; Metazoa; Platyhelminthes; Cestoda; Cyclophyllidea; Hymenolepididae
Source: the annotation of a GenBank genome assembly
AAUAAAGCUCUUCAUCUCGAUUCCACAACAGACGCAAUUCCCAGGAAAGCUAUGUUCACCGAAGUGGUUACUGCCCCAUGGGUAAACGCAACGUCCACAAUGCAUUCCCCUGUCGCUUUCGCCUAUCCUGGAAUGGUAUCUCCAAGAAUAUUGCAUUCUCGUCAACAACAACAGCAACAGCAACAGCAGCUAUACCUCCGUAGUCCAGCAGUGAAUGUCAACACUAGCAUAUCCAAUCAACAAACCACCCUCAAAUCCGGCAAUCUGAAGAGUCCCUCACGAUUUGCCCAAGUCACUCAGUCACCAGCCUUUGCUCCGUCCACCGUGGUUUUCCGAAAUUACCGCGUAACUGGUGGUGAUGGCGAUUCCAACUACCAGACUGCAAUGUCACCUGUCAUGCCCAAGAAGAACGCAAUCCAACGUCUUGAUUAUCAGUACACUGGAAGUGGCGCUCCAUGCAUGUCCUCUAAUAAUAGUUCACUCCUUUCCAAAACCAGUGAUCUCAUCGAUACUAGCGAUCCCAAAGAUAGUGUUGGACUUAUUCGAAUGGAUACCAAUAAGAGAAAAUCAGGAAGAGAAAGGAAUAAUUCCAUUUCGGAAUUUAGUGCUCCUCUGACUCAAGAUGAUCCCGCAUCCAACUAUCAGCACUUAGUGAAUGAUAGUGCGGGAAUUGCAACAGUAUCCUCACAAUACAUAAUCCAUAUGCCUGAAUCAAACACCCCACUCACAUUUGAAAAUCGGCAUUCAAAGAGAGAAAUGUUUCCACUUAACUCACCAGCAACUGUAACUGGACAAUUCAUGACCCCAGGUCAUCAUGAAAGACUGGCUCCCACCAUAUUUAGACCUCCCUUCCGAAGUUUCUCAAUCGACUCAAGUCUUGACAACAUAUCGUCUACGGAUUAUCCUCCAGUGACAUUCUCCCCAAACAGUCAAACAACGAUGAGGGGUCGAUCUCUGAAUCAAAGAAUGGUCCCACCUCCAUUAGCAGCUCCCGAAAAACGACUCAAUUUCAUUACUAAUUCAAAAACACUGAGCCCUGAAAUUCGAGGCACACAAUCGGCCUCAUUUAAAUCUUAUUUAAGUAUGGCGAUGUCCACAUUACAAUGCGCAAUUUGUUUGGACGAUUACAAUGAUCCAAUAAUGCUCCCUUGUCAGCAUUGCUUUUGUUUUGAUUGUAUCAUUAAAACAGAGCCCUUCUGUCCUUUAUGCAAAAAACCUUUCCGUCUUAAUGAAUUCAUACGUAACCUUAAGCUCGAACAAAUUCUUGACGAAACAUGUGAGGCUUCGAAUAAACCUAAACCUUCUAAUGAAUUCUUUCCGACAAAUUUUGAACUCUGUAAUCAUCCUGAAUUUCGCCAGCAAAACGUACAAAAUGAUGAAAAUAAUUGGUUUGAGAAUAAUGGAUUCUUUCCGAGAAAUUUUGAGCCCCGUGGUCAACCUGGACCUCCCCCACCAAACGUACAUAACGAGGGAAAUGAUUGGUUACCGGCUCUAAUUGCUGCUGGGGCUGGUCUUCUGGUCGGAACUUUGGGCUUUGACGUCUGUUACAUGUGUCUCAUCCUCAAUUUCAGCAUGAAAGCAAUUUUUGGCGCUAAAAGGAAGAAAUGA